GCUCCGCUCCGCUCCAGCUCUCCCUGUGCUCUCCAAUAAAGCGCUUUUUGUCCAGGGGAGUCGGCACUUGAGCGCAUUCCUUGACGUGGAGGCUGGUCUACCUCUCUCUGACUACUUGAUGAAGACCGCUCUUGAUAGCCCAGGUCAAUACACGUCCACGGACAGGAAAGAAAAGAAAAAUACUUUUGUUUAUUCUUGCGAGAUCGUGCGCACACGGAAAACUACCAGCUUUGGAGUUAACAUCGGUGAAGUGCUCUGUUUGGAUACGGACACAAGCGCGACAGCGCUCUUACAGCUUCACAUCUACAAAGUUACGGGUGGAAAAAAAAAAAAGCAACUGAAGUAGAAGAAGAAGAAGAAGUGGGGAGUAGGGGUAGAAGAGGAAGCAUCGUGACUGGGUAAAGCAUGGCCCAAGAGAGAUUCUGCACCAUGAAGGUCUUUCUCAGUCCAUUGAUGUCCCUUCUGCUCCUCCUCAUCCUUCCUGACGGCCUCCUUUCCAGCAACUGUCCACAGGAUUGCUUGUGCUCCAAUCCAGGGAACAUUUUAUGCUCCCGAAGACGCUCCUCUACCAUUCCUGGCAAAUUGGACUCAUCAACCAAAAACCUCUUCCUGUUUGCAAAUGGGAUUGAAGGCAUUGCAGCUGAGGACUUCAAUGGACUACUUAACUUGGAAAUGCUGGAUCUGAGUCAAAACAAACUUACUGAUCUUCCUGAAAGAGUGUUUGAGCCAUUGAGCUCUUUAAAAAAUCUGGACUUGUCAUCCAACCAGAUCACCUACAUUUCAGAAAAAUGCUUCCAUGGAAUGCCGCAGCUGGAGCGCCUUUAUUUGUACAGCAAUCAUAUAGAAAAGAUCCAUCCAGCUGCAUUUAAUGGCUUGGAGAACCUUCUGGAACUCAAAUUGCAAGGUAAUGUGUUGACAACUCUGCCCCUCCUCUCAUUACCCAAACUACUACUGCUGGAUCUGCGUUUUAAUGUCUUGCCCUCGUUAAAUACUUCCAAGCUUCAGACCCCCAACCUGGAGUCACUCAGACUUGGUGGUGUUGGACUUACCAGCCUAAAUAAUGAGCUUAUAAGAAAUUUAAAGAAUCUUCAUGAAUUGGACAUUUCAGAAAACAAACUCGAGUCUUUCCCCUCAGCACUAAAAGAGACACCAGGGCUGUUUCAUCUUAAUCUUGCUGGCAACCCAAUGGGCCCUCCAAAGAUUGAGGACCUGCAAAACCUUGGUGAGUUAACAGAGUUGGACAUAAGCAGUCUCAGUAUACAAGGUCUUCCUGAGGAGUUUUCCCAGCUCUUCCCCCAUUUAGAAAAACUAGCAAUUGCCGAAAAUCCCUUCAACUGUCUUUGCAACCUAGCAUGGUUCCCAAGAUGGCUUAGAGCGCAGAGCAUCACCCUGGAGAGAACAGAGGAGACACGCUGUCAUUUUCCACCCAUCAGUGCUGGAAAAGUAUUAAAAAGACUGGAAACAAGGGAUUUUGGCUGCCCAACCACAACUGCAAUGACAACUACUACUGUCAAAACUACAACUACCACCCUGCCUGCUCCUGUUACCACAUUACCAACUACUACCAGACCUAUCCAAGUCCCCAGAGCCAGUGAAAAGACACCUAGCAAAGGUGGUGAUGUUCCUCUGCCUUCUGUCCCUGCAUCUCCAAGCAGCAGCAGUAUUGACCUAGUUGAAGAAAAGCAGUUCUGUCCCAAAUAUCCUUGUCUCAAUGGAGGCACUUGUCAGUGGACUCUCCGUGGUUCAUUUGUUUGUGCCUGUCCAGAUGGCACAUCUGGACAAUUCUGUGAAAUUCAGAGCCACUCUUCAACUUAUCCAACUGAAGCUGUUCCAUCCAAGUCCACCAUUGUCACAAAGACACCAGACAUCACUUCGCAUCAAGCAACGGCCACAUCAAUUCUGAUAGAUCUUCACCGCUAUGUUAAAAUGCGGCCUCACAUCCGUGGAAUCCGUCUGACCUACAGAAACCUCUCUGGGCCGGACCGCAGACCAAUUCCACUCAACCUUCCAAUAACAUUCCAAGAGUACACACUUCGAGGUUUGAAACCCAAUUCCACCUACAACGUGUGUGUCAGUCCUAUAGGUGCUGCGAGCGAUGCCGAGAGUGUUUGCACUCAGGCUCAUACUAAACCUGGAUCUUCUGGCACCGGUGCACAAAUUGACACCAGUGCAUAUGCAGGCACUGUGCUUGUGCCUGCAUAUGCCAUCAUGAUACUGCUGUUCCUCAUAGCGAUAGCAGUGGCAAUGGUUUUCUUUCUUCGGAGAAGGAGAGCCAAGACCCACCUGGAUCUAGAUUGUGAACCCUCCCAGUUGGGGAUGGAUGGAGUUAAAGCCGGUUUGGAUAAUGGAGCUCUGUUUCACAAGCAGCCACAACUUAUGAUCCCUGAACCUUCUGUCCAAACAAGUAGUAUGGAGUAUGAGGUGUUAUUAAUACAAGAUCAUUGUUCAUCAAAUAACAAUAUGCCCAUGCACAAGCCUUCUUACUUUUGACAGCAGGCCUUGAUGACUUAUUUCUAAAAGAGAGUUGUAUUUCCUCUGCCGUGUCCUGCCAAGUGGAAUAAUCAGAACACAUAGAGCAAGGUCUGCUGGUUGAAAGUGGAGGACGCAGAACCAGGCAACUAAUCAGCAAAAAAGAAGCUGGACUUACUAUCAAUUCACUGCUCUAUGGUUGUCCAAGAAGAGACUGAAACAUGGGAACACUUUAUGCUUGGACUUUAGAACGCACUUAUGGUGUUUCUAUGCUGAAUGCUACAAUGUCCAUCAACCAACAUGCUGUGAUGCUGAGACUAUUGGUUUUGGCUGCAAUUUAGGGGUUGGGACACUUAAAAAGCUCAUGCACUCCUCUAUGUGCGCUGCAUGUGCACUGAAAUGAGCUUGUACUGCCGUUCCCCAUCACAGAAAGCAGCAUGAACAGUCUCAGUAGUUGGUUUUGAGGCGUAGUGCAAACUCUUCAGUACUUACCAGAAGGAAUCAGUGUAUGCUGUGAAUGAUCUUUUAACCCACCAAAUGAAGUUGUACAGAGAAAAUAACUGAUGCUUGUAUUGCUUUAUUUGGAUGAAAUUGUUUUAUAAACAUGUUUUUUUUUUUAAAUACUUGUAUUUUUUUAUUGUUGUUAAAUAUUGUGAUGUUAAAACCUCUCAUAACCCUCCCCCUUGCACCCUCAACUCACUUCUUGUGACUAACAGACAAAAAACAUCAGAUUAAAACCUUUGAAGAUUAAAACUCAUUUGGUACCAGUAAAGUCAGUCAUAGGGUUUUACCUCCAGAAUAUCAGACAGUCUGAGUAGAUGGGAGUCUGGAACAAAUCAAGACUAAAUCCCCCCCAUUAUAAAGAGAAAGAGAGAAGCAGGAUUACAACAAGGUACAGAGGAGAGGAAAGGACUGAAGGUCUUGUAAUUCUAUGUUCAAUGCACUGUUUUUAAACAGCUAUAACAUUUAUUUUGCUGAAAAUUCAUCACAUAAAUCUCCGGCGACUAUUUAUUGUUUAUGUCUCAUUUUAAGGUAACUCAGCUAUUUGUUUAAGACAACUUCAGUGCAACGCAGUUCAUGGUCUGGUGGUAAAAUGAGCAAAGCAAACAGUUCACAUGUACCGUGUUUCAUAUGAGUAAAAAUAGCAUGCCCGAUGGCGUGAUAGGAGCUGUUACCUUUUGACAAGGGAGACACUAGCUUUGCAUGCUUGCAUCUAGCCACACUAUGCAAACGUCAUUUGGUGUCCACACUGUUU
This is a messenger RNA of Poecilia latipinna (sailfin molly), 3724 nucleotides long. RefSeq names its product vasorin b (gene vasnb). The transcript is spliced from 3 exons. Gene Ontology annotation, cellular component: plasma membrane. NCBI's taxonomy places the organism in Eukaryota, Metazoa, Chordata, Actinopteri, Cyprinodontiformes, Poeciliidae. The coding region runs from base 406 to 2490 and encodes 694 amino acids. The record is from RefSeq and is a predicted model, not a curated record. Gene Ontology annotation, molecular function: calcium ion binding; protein binding.